This is a messenger RNA of Pungitius pungitius (ninespine stickleback), 2373 nucleotides long. RefSeq names its product GTP binding protein 2b (gene gtpbp2b). Gene Ontology annotation, biological process: translational elongation. The record is from RefSeq and is a predicted model, not a curated record. NCBI's taxonomy places the organism in Eukaryota, Metazoa, Chordata, Actinopteri, Perciformes, Gasterosteidae. Gene Ontology annotation, molecular function: GTP binding; GTPase activity; translation elongation factor activity. The coding region runs from base 236 to 2098 and encodes 620 amino acids. The transcript has 12 exons.
AAGUCGCAACCGGAAGCUGUAUCCGGUGCAGGGAAGCUGCUUUGACAUGAUGGCGUCGGUGAUGCUGAGGAGAGAGCAUCCUCCGCGGCAGGUCUCCCCGCAGGCGGGCCGGGCCUCUCGGUAGAGGGGAUGUUACAGAGCACCGCUCCCUCGCAGCCAUCGUCUUUAGGCCGCAGACGGCUCGCGAGGACCCGGAAGUCGGCGUCGCGCGGCCGCGGACCCCACGAGCGACGCGAUGGUGGAUCUGUCCGAGGGUGGCGCAGCGUCGCCCGGGCACGACCGACGCGCACCGGGCUCCGGUAAUAACGGGAAGAAAACGUCGAAACGGGCCCGAACGAGAAGGGGCCGACGAGGGAGGAAAAGGAGGAACAAAAAGAACAACAGGAACAACAAAACACCGCCUCCGUAUUUCCCUCCGGAGGCUGAGGAAGGAAACAUCGAGUACAAGUUGAAGCUGGUGAAUCCCACGCAGUAUCGCUUCGAGCAUCUGGCCACGCAGCUGAAGUGGCGUCUGCAGGAGGGCCGCGGCGAGGCCGUCUACCAGAUCGGCGUGGAGGACAACGGCCUGCUGGUCGGCCUGAGCGAGUCGGACAUGAAGGCCUCGCUGCGGACCCUGAAGAGGAUGGCGGAGAAAGUCGGUGCCGACAUCACUCUCCUCCGCGAGAGGGAGGUGGACUACGACCUGGACAGAAACACGCGCAAAAUCGCAGAAGUCCUGGUUCGAAAGGUUCCCGACGACCAGCAGUUCCUGGACCUGCGGGUGGCGGUUCUGGGGAACGUGGACUCGGGGAAGUCGACCCUGCUGGGCGUGCUGACGCAGGGCGAGCUGGACAACGGGCGAGGCCGAGCGAGGCUCAACCUCUUCAGACACCUGCACGAGAUCCAGACCGGACGCACCUCCAGCAUCAGCUUCGAGAUCCUCGGCUUCAACAGCAAGGGGGAGGUGGUGAACUACAGCGAGUCGCGGACCGCCGAGGAGAUCUGCGAGAGCUCCUCCAAGAUGAUCACCUUCAUCGACCUGGCCGGGCACCACAAGUACCUGAAGACCACCAUCUUCGGCCUCACCAGCUACUGCCCCGACUUCGCCAUGCUGGUGGUGAGCGCCAACACCGGCAUCGCCGGCACCACCCGGGAGCACCUGGGCCUGGCCAUGGCGCUGAAGGUUCCCAUCUUCAUCGUGGUCAGUAAAGUGGACCUCUGCUCCCGCGGCACCGUGGAGAGAACCGUCCGCCAGCUGGAGCGUCUCCUCAAGCAGCCGGGAUGCAACAAGCUGCCGAUGGGCGUGGCCAACCCGGACGACGCCGUGACGGCCGCGCAGCAGUUCACCCAGUCCGCCUGCAUCACGCCGAUCUUCACCCUGUCCAGUGUGUCUGGAGAGAGUCUGGACCUCCUGAAGAUCUUCUUAAACAUCCUUCCUCCACUGAGCAACAGCAAGGAGCAGGAGGAGCUGAUGCAGCAGCUCACCGAGUUCCAGGUGGAUGAGAUCUACUCCGUUCCUGAUGUUGGGACUGUGGUGGGAGGAACUCUGUACAGCGGAGUGUGCAGGGAGGGCGAGCGGCUGGUGGUCGGUCCCACCGACGAGGGCCGCUUCCUGCGUCUGAAGGUGGGCAGCAUCCAGAGGAACCGCUCGGCCUGCAGGGUGCUGAGGGCGGGGCAGGCGGCCUCGCUGGCCCUGGGGAACUUCGACCGCUCGCUGCUGCGCAAGGGGAUGGUGAUGGUCAGUCCCAAGAUGAACCCCACCAUCUGCUGUCAGUUUGAAGCCGCCAUCGUCCUGCUCUUCCACGCCAAGACCUUCCGCCGGGGGUCACAGGUCACCGUGCACGUGGGCAACGUCAGGCAGACGGCCACGGUGGAGUGUCUCCACGGGAAGGACGAGCUGCGUACCGGCGAGAGAGCCGUGGUCCGCUUCUGCUUCAUCAAGCACCCGGAGUACCUGCGACUGGGCGCCAAGCUGCUCUUCAGGGAGGGCGUGACCAAAGGCAUCGGCCACGUCACCGGCCUGCUGCCCGCCUCCCAGAACCACGACCAGAACCAGAACCACGACCAGAACCUGCCGGAGCAUCAGAGGCCGCCCCCCGACAGGUGUGGAGCUCCGUGAGAGCUGUGGGGCGCCGCCGAUGCGUCUGCUCCUUCCCUACCGCCGCUUUUUAGUUCUCGCCGUGGUGGAUCCGUGCUGCUGAGCGUCCAUCAUCAUCAUCGUCCUCAUCAUCGUCGCUAUCGUCCUCUCAGCAGAUGUUCUUGUGUUGAGUUUAAUCCGACUGAGCUCCGCAGACUUAAUGUGACGUGACCUCACGUCUGUCACGAGGAGGAUUAUAAGAGACGUCACGCUGGAGCAAACAUCUCAGACCCAACUUUGAACCUGAAGGGGGGGGG